This is a messenger RNA of Mus caroli (Ryukyu mouse), 3529 nucleotides long. NCBI's taxonomy places the organism in Eukaryota, Metazoa, Chordata, Mammalia, Rodentia, Muridae. The record is from RefSeq and is a predicted model, not a curated record.
CCGCGCCCUGCCCGGCCUCGCAGCCCCGGUGCCCUCUCCAAGCCUGCCAGCCCCUCUGCUCUUCCCUACCCUGGCCCUCUGCUCCUCGCAGGCCUUGUCCCCCUUCAGUCCCUAACGCCCGGUCCUCUCGCUGCGAAAGCUGUCGCCGUCGCCACCACCUCCUGGAGUUCUUUCCUCUUGGGCCUCAGCGUUUGUCGGGCCACCUCCCGUCCGACCCUCUGGUCGCCUGUCAGUCACUCAUUGCCAGGCAGAUGUUGGAACAGGCAGACUGAGCACUUGGGACUGCGGGAACCGGCUGGCGGGGACACUAGGGGGAGGAGAAGUGCAGAAGUAGUGGACUUGGGAGCAAGGUCAGGUUUCUGGAAUUUUUUUUUUUCACUUGCUGCCUUCACUGCUACUGUGCAUGGGCAUUAAGAGAAAGCGUCGGCUUGCUUGACUCGAGUUGGGAAGACAUCACUGAUUAUGUCGCUGGUCAGUGAAGAAUUUCCGGAAGAGGUUCCUCCCCGAGCAGAAGAAAUCACCAUUCCAGCUGAUGUCACCCCUGAAAGAGUUCCAACGCACAUUGUCGAUUAUUCAGAAGCAGAACAGAGUGAUGAACAACUUCAUCAAGAAAUAUCACAGGCUAAUGUCAUCUGCAUAGUUUAUGCUGUUAACAACAAGCAUUCUAUUGAUAAGGUAACAAGCCGAUGGAUUCCUCUCAUAAAUGAAAGAACAGACAAAGACAGCAGGCUGCCUUUGAUAUUGGUUGGGAACAAAUCUGAUCUGGUGGAAUAUAGUAGUAUGGAGACCAUCCUUCCAAUCAUGAACCAGUAUACAGAGAUAGAGACCUGUGUGGAGUGUUCAGCAAAAAACCUAAAGAAUAUAUCAGAGCUGUUUUAUUAUGCACAGAAAGCUGUCCUUCAUCCUACAGGGCCUCUAUACUGCCCAGAGGAGAAAGAGAUGAAACCGGCUUGUAUAAAGGCCCUCACUCGUAUAUUUAAAAUCUCUGAUCAGGAUAAUGACGGCACUCUGAACGAUGCUGAGCUCAACUUCUUUCAGAGAAUUUGUUUCAACACUCCUUUAGCUCCGCAAGCGCUGGAAGAUGUCAAGAAUGUGGUUAGAAAGCACUUAAGUGACGGUGUGGCUGACAGUGGGCUGACGCUCAGAGGUUUUCUCUUUUUACAUACACUUUUUAUCCAGAGGGGGAGGCAUGAGACUACUUGGACUGUGCUCCGACGAUUUGGUUAUGACGAUGACCUGGAUCUGACGCCUGAGUAUUUAUUCCCCCUGCUAAAAAUACCUCCUGAUUGCACUACUGAAUUAAAUCAUCAUGCAUAUUUGUUUCUCCAGAGCACCUUUGACAAACAUGAUUUGGACAGAGACUGUGCUUUGUCUCCUGAUGAACUUAAAGAUUUAUUUCAAGUUUUUCCUUACAUACCUUGGGGACCAGAUGUAAAUAACACAGUUUGCACAAAUGAAAGAGGCUGGAUAACCUAUCAGGGGUUCCUCUCCCAGUGGACGCUCACCACCUACUUAGAUGUGCAGCGUUGCCUGGAGUAUUUGGGAUAUCUAGGCUAUUCCAUACUGACAGAACAAGAGUCUCAAGCUUCGGCCAUUACAGUAACAAGGGAUAAAAAGAUUGACCUGCAGAAAAAACAAACUCAAAGAAAUGUGUUCAGGUGUAAUGUAAUUGGAGUGAAAGGCUGUGGGAAAACCGGAGUUCUUCAGUCUCUCCUUGGAAGAAACCUAAUGAGGCAGAAGAAAAUUCGUGAUGAUCAUAAGUCCUAUUAUGCAAUUAACACUGUCUAUGUAUAUGGACAAGAGAAAUACUUGUUGCUGCACGAUAUCUCAGAGUCGGAAUUUCUAACUGAGGCUGAGACCAUCUGUGAUGUUGUAUGCCUGGUAUAUGAUGUCACCAAUCCCAAAUCCUUUGAAUACUGUGCCAGGAUUUUUAAGCAACAUUUUAUGGACAGCAGAAUUCCCUGCUUAAUUGUAGCUGCAAAGUCAGACCUGCAUGAAGUCAAACAGGAACAUAGUAUCUCACCUACUGAUUUCUGCAGGAAACACAAAAUGCCUCCACCUCAAGCCUUCACUUGCAAUACUGCUGAUGCUCCCAGUAAGGAUAUCUUUGUUAAGUUGACAACAAUGGCCAUGUAUCCAGAGGAUCAUUACAGAGGCAGCCUCUCCCGAGACAUGGGCAGCACUGAUAGAAUAGAGAAUUUGAGAAAAAUCUGGGUCUUUCUAAAAACUGCUUUCCAUGCCCGGUUACGCUGCAUGUGCACCUGCAACAGGUGUACAUUUUGCAUCUGUCAGAACUUCCUCAACUCAGACUUGCUGCAAUCUGUAAAGAACAAAAUCUUCACUGCAGUUCUUAACAGGUUAAAAGCCCGGGUAGCUGAGUGGGGUGCCAUGCUGUUAGCAGACGACGAAGGCAGUAUUACUCACCAGGUGCACGCCGUCAGCUCCAUAGAAGAUUCCAUCUUCAUGGAGUCAUCUCACGGUCAGCUUUUUCUUGAUGACAGGCACGUGACACAAGCUGACCUCAAGAGCUCAACGUUCUGGCUUCGCGCAAGCUUUGGUGCUACUGUCUUUGCAGUUGUGGGCUUUGCUAUGUACAAAGCACUACUGAAACAGCGAUGAUUAAGGAAAGCACCGGCCUACCAAAACACAUACUUCUAAUGUACAUUCUGAAUGCUUUAAAUUCUGCUAGAAUAUUGAGAUAUUUAUACAUGCAGAGUUACUUUAUUAAUAUUUGUAAUUCAUGCAUAAGAGUAUUUUACUCAUAGUAAUGACUGCAGUAUUGACUGGCAUGUGGAAAGAAAACAUCUUAGUAGCCAAAUAUAAGUGGCUAAAUUUCAGAGGCCAAAAGGGAAUAUUUUGUAAAUAAUGUACAUAUUCAAGCAAGAUACGGUCUCCUGAACUGACUUCUAGAAAUGGUGUUUCCAGACAUUUCUACAGUAGUGUUCUAGUGUUCACUUGGCUCACCCUGCUAGGUUUCAGUCACCCAGAGAUUGUGUUUACUCAGGCAUCACGUAUUUAUUUCAAGGUGACUCAGAACGAUCCUUUGGCUUCUGUAGCCGUUUCUCUCCAUUUUUAAGAUCACACAGGAGACAAGGUCAGCUUUCCAAAACCACUCUGUUUCCGUCACUUACGGUAGGCCGGCUUCAAAGCCAUCAUGAAACCUAGAAAGUUGUGGAGCUGAGUAUGUGGCUGAGGGCCUGAGGCAGGAGCAGGUGGCGGAGGUUACCUGUGUCACCACAUUGCUUCUUUGUCAGAGUGUGGAUUUUAUAGCCCUUUCAAUCAAACGGGGAAAACAGUUUGUAUAUUAUCAAUGUUUUUAGUUACAAUAAAGAAGCCGCCCUGACCACUGCUGAAUCCCACCUGAAGUGAAACCGUCCUCGAAUGGCCGUGUCUGUGUAGUUAUUGCCGUAGCUGCAUGUGUCAUGAUGUGUUCUGUAUCUGGCCAGGAUAACCUAGAGGCAACACUUUUUUAAUGGUAAAAUAAAUCUAAUGAAUAUAAACUCUCACAAUAAACCUAUUUUUUCCAUCA